AUGGCUACCCCGACGCUCAAGGGGACUGAAGCUAUGGAUACCGAGAAGAACGGGUCUGUCGACGGUCUGCCGAUGGAUAACACCCCUAGCUCGCCUACACGCUCGAGAGGCUUAUUUACCCGCCGAGUCCCUCCACCUCCGUCGCAGAAUCUAGACGACGCGUCGCUCUCUCCCGAGGCUACGGCUGGUUUUCUGGGCCGUCUGUCCUUCACUUGGAUCUGGCCCUUGCUGACUCUCGGGUACGCGCGCCCUCUCGAAGCUGGUGACCUCUGGAAAUUACAGGACGAUCGAUCAGCUGCAGUCGUCGGUGCCAAGAUCGAGGAAUCCUUCAAUACACGCGUCAAGUUGGCAGAUCAAUACAACGCCGCUCUCGCAUCCGGGGAUAUUUCGCCGUCGCGUCUCCAGCGCGCAUGGUGGGGCGCAUUCGGCAACCGAGAAAAACGCGAAGCGCACUGGCGUGAGACGAGCAAACAGUCUCCCAGCUUGGCCUUAGCAUUGAGUGACGCUGUGUCCUGGUGGUUCUGGAGUGCUGGCAUCCUCAAGCUUAUGGCCGAUCUUGCUCAGAACUUCUCGCCUUUGGUCGUGAGGACUAUCAUCACAUUCGCUACAGAUUCAUACGUUGCGCAUGCGUUCGGAACUUCUGUUCCGGGUGUGGGGAAAGGGGUUGGGUUUGCGCUCCUUCUUAUCGCUCUGCAGAUAAUCAUGACACUGUGCUCCAAUCACUUCAUGUACCGUGCGGCGUCAACCGGUGUCCUGCUCCGCGGCGGGCUCAUCAGCGCGAUAUACAACCGCUCGCUACGAUUCACGACACGCUCUCGCAGUAAACUUCCGACUGGAAAGCUUACGAACCUGAUCUCCACCGACGUCUCGCGCAUUGACACAGUCUGCUUGUAUUUCCACAUGAGCUGGGCCGCGAUCGUUCAACUAGCUAUCUGCAUUGGCUUGUUGGUGCACAACUUGGGGCCGAGCGCUCUCGCCGGUCUGGGGUUCUUCAUUUUCGCUAGUUUGCCUCAGGGCAUCGUCGUCCAGCAGCUGCUAUCCACGCGCCGGAAGGUCGUUGUCUGGACGGAUAAGAGAGCUCGCUUGCUGCAAGAGCUCUUCAGUGGCAUCAAGCUAGUCAAGCUCUUUGCCUGGGAGGGGUCAUUUCUCGGACGAGUGCAAGACAUCCGUAGCCACGAGAUGGGGUACAUCCGCUCAUUGGUCAUCAUCCGCUCCUCUCUGUUGGCGAUGGUGUUCUCGCUGCCUACGUUAGCUUCGAUCAUCUCGUUCAUAACCUACUCUGCCUCUGGACACGAGCUUAACGCUGCGGUCAUUUUUUCGUCUCUGACACUAUUUCAGCUGCUCCAGACCCCUCUAAUCUUUCUUCCGAUCGCCAUGAGCACCAUUGUCGAUGCUAGCAAUGCCCUCGAACGUAUAAGUCAGGUGUUUACCGCCGAGUUGAUCAACGAGAGUCUCAACAUCGACCCAUCUCUCUCGGACGCCAUCCGUGUGGACAAGGCUUCUUUCACUUGGGAUGCCGCCACCCCGUCCUCCACCGACUCGCACGCUACUGACGAGAAGGAGAAGGUCGCGAAGGAAAGCGAAACGAAGGGCACGAGGAAGAAGGGCAAAAAGGGCAAGAAGGACGAGUCGGACAGCACUGAGCCUGAACCUCCCGUUGAGGCGUCAAACGACGAAGUCAUCUUCAAUCUCGACGACAUUGACUUUACCGUCGCGCGUGGAAAGCUCGUGGCUGUCGUCGGCGCUGUGGGGUCAGGGAAGUCUUCGCUCUUACAAGCGCUCAUCGGUGAGAUGCGGCGUACGGCUGGGUCAGUCACGUUCGGUGGAAGCAUCGCCUAUUGCUCUCAGGUGCCUUGGAUUCAGAACGCCACCAUUCGCGACAAUAUCUGCUUUGGCCGCCCAUUCGUCGCGGAUCGUUACUGGAAGGCGGUCAAGGACUCCUGCCUGGAGAGUGAUCUGGAUGUUCUUCCCAGCGGCGAUAGGACAGAGGUCGGCGAGAAGGGCAUUCAACUGUCCGGUGGACAGAAGCAGCGUAUCAACAUCUGUCGAGCGAUCUACUCCGACGCAGACAUCAUGAUCUUUGAUGACCCUCUCUCCGCUUUGGACGCCCACGUCGGCGAGACCGUGUUCAACCGGGUCCUGGCGGAUGCCAGCUCCGGCAAGACGCGCCUGCUCGUAACACACGCACUUCACUUCUUGCGUCGCGCGGACUACGUCUAUGCGAUCGUGGACGGCCAUAUAGCGGAGCGGGGUACAUACAGCGAACUGAUGGACGCUCGUGGAACCUUCGCAAGGCAUAUCGACGAGUUCGUUUCGGACGCUCAGCAGACGGAGGCGGAAAAAGCGGACGGCGUAGAAACCACUCCUGCCGAGGCCGCCGCGAAAGCCAAGCGCGAAGCUGCUGUCAAGGGAGACGCCGUGAUGCAAGAAGAAGAGCGUGAAACCGGUGCGGUUAGCUGGAGAGUCUAUCGCGAGUACAUCAUGGCUGGCUACGGUUGGGCGUCGGUCCCGUUCGUCAUGGCUUUCUUAGUCCUUGAACAAGGUGCCAUCGUCGUGACUUCUUACUGGCUUGUAUGGUGGCAGGACCAGGCGUUUCAGAAGCCCAAUGGUUUCUAUAUGGGCAUUUACGCCGCGCUGGGCGUCACGCAAGCGCUGUGCGCGUUUAUGGUUGGCGUCGCAUUUGCUGUGAUAUCCUAUGUCGCCUCGAAGCAACUUCAUAAUGCGGCGAUGCAGCGUGCUAUACAUGCGCCUCUGUCAUGGUUCGAAUCGACUCCGCUCGGACGCAUCCUGAACCGCUUCUCUAAAGACAUAGACACCAUGGAUAAUGGUCUUGUUGACGCCUUGCGAACCUUCUUCACUGGUCUUAUGGGUAUCGUGGGGUCUGUCGUCAUCAUCAGCAUAUCUCUACCGUGGUUCCUUAUCGCUGUCGCUGUCAUCGUCGUCCUGUAUGUCUUUGUCACGAUAUUCUAUCGAGCGAGCGCUCGCGAAGUGAAGCGUCUUGAAGCCGUCCUGCGCUCGUCCGUCUACGCCCACUUCUCAGAGUCCAUCUCUGGUAUUGGCACCAUCCGCGCAUACGGCGAGGAGAACCGGUUUUGUGCCGAGAACAGCAAGAGAAUGGACGUCGAGAAUCGGGCCUACUGGAUGACCGUGACGAACCAGCGCUGGCUCGCGCUCUGGCUUGAUUGCAUGGGUGUCGUGCUCACGACUGUCGUCGUCUUCCUCAUCAUCGGCACUCGCUUUACCAUUUCACCCGCGCGCACGGGGCUGGUGCUCUCUUAUGUCGUCAGCUUGCAGGCGACGCUCGCUUAUCUUAUCACGCUAUUGUCGGAGGUUGAGAACAACAUGAACUCGGUUGAGCGUGUCGUUCACUACGCGCGCAACAUCGAGCAGGAACCCGCGCAUGAGCUUCCAGAGCGCACACCCGCUGCACCGUGGCCCUCUGUUGGUGCGCUGGAGAUCAAGGAUAUCGUGUUCAAGUACCGACCGGAGUUGCCUGCUGUGCUGAAGGGCAUUAGCUUGUCCGUACAUCCCGGGGAAAAGAUCGGGUUUGUUGGUCGGACUGGCGCCGGGAAGACUAGCUUGCUGACCACGCUCUUCCGCCUCGUCGAGCUGACAUCGGGCUCCAUCACCAUCGAUGGCGUGGAUAUUUCGACACUUGGGCUCAGUGAUCUUCGCAAGAACAUCGCGAUCAUUCCGCAAGAGUCCACUCUCUUCCAAGGUACUCUGCGAACCAACUUAGACCCAUUCGACAACCAUGACGACGCUCGCCUCUGGGAUGCAUUGCGUCGCUCGUAUCUUGUCGACUCCGUCCUCACUACUACAGAGGAUAAUGCAAAGAAGGAGACGGUACUCGACGCUGAGAAGGGUGACGAAUCCCAGGCAGAGGACGCGAAGGUCGCGGGAAGCGUCAAGACCCCAGCGCGUUUCACUCUCGACAGUACCAUCGAUGACGAGGGCGCGAACAUCUCAAUCGGUCAGCGCUCGUUGGUUUCUCUUGCUCGCGCUCUUGUCAAGGAAAGCAAGGUACUCGUGCUCGACGAGGCGACCGCCAGCGUCGAUUACGAGACAGACCGCAAGAUCCAGGAGACGAUUGCCCGCGAGUUCAAUGAUAGGACUAUCCUCUGCAUUGCGCAUCGCUUGCGCACUAUCAUCGCCUACGACCGUAUCUGCGUCCUCGAGCAGGGCGAAAUAGCUGAGCUCGACACGCCUGCUAACCUCUUCGCUGUAGGUGGCAUAUUCCGCGGGAUGUGCGACCGCUCUGGUAUUACUCUCGAGGACAUACAUCGCGCGGUGGCUCAUAGACGGUCCUUGGAACCCGGAGCUGCUCCGUGA
Peniophora sp. CBMAI 1063 is the source of this 4332-nucleotide messenger RNA. The record is from the annotation of a GenBank genome assembly. NCBI's taxonomy places the organism in Eukaryota, Fungi, Basidiomycota, Agaricomycetes, Russulales, Peniophoraceae.